Nothobranchius furzeri (turquoise killifish) is the source of this 1800-nucleotide messenger RNA. The record is from RefSeq and is a predicted model, not a curated record. Lineage: Eukaryota; Metazoa; Chordata; Actinopteri; Cyprinodontiformes; Nothobranchiidae.
ACUACUGCAGCACCUACAACCACAACUGCAGCACCAACAACCACAACUGCAGCACCUACAACCACAACUGCAGCACCUACAACCACAACUGCAGCACCUACAACCACUACUGCAGCAACUACAACCACAACUACAGCACCAACAACCACAAUUGAAGCAUCUACAACCACUACUGCAGCACCUACAACCACAACUGCAGCACCUACAACCACAACUGCAGCACCAACAACCGCAACUGAAGCACCUACAACCACAACUGCAGCACCAACAACCACAACUGCAGCACAUACAACUACCACUUCACCAACAACUACAACUGCAGCAUCAACACCCACGACUGGAGCUCCUACAACCACAACUGCAGCACCUACAACCACAACUGCAUUACCUACAACCACAACUGCAGCACCUACAACCGCAACUGAAGCACCUACAACCACAACUGCAGCACAAACCACCACAACCGAAGCACCAACAACCACAACUGCAGCACUUACAACCACAACUGCCGCACCUACAACCACAACAGCAGAACCUACAACCACAACUGCAGCACCUACAACAACUGCAGCACCAGCAACAACAACUGAAGCACCUACAACCACAACUUCAGCACCAACAACCACAACUGCAGCGCCUACAACCACAUCUGCAGCACCUACAACCACAACUGCAGCACCUACAACCACCACUGCAGCACCUACAACCACAACUGCAGCACCAACAACCACAAUUGAAGCACCUACAACCACUACUGCAGCACCUACAACCACAACUGCAGCACCAAGAAUCACAACUGCAGCACCAACAACCACGAUUGCAGCACCUACAACCACAACUGAAGCACCUACAACCACAACUGCAGCACCAAAAACCACAACUGCAGCACCUACAACCACAACUGCAGCACCAAAAACCACAACUACAGCACCUACAACCACAUCUGCAGCACCUACAACCGCAACUGAAGCACCUACAACCACAACUGCAGCACCAAAAACCACAACUGCAGCACCUACAACCACAACUGCAGCACCUACAACCACAACUGCAGCAGCUACAACCACAACAGCAGCACCUACAACCGCAACUGCAGCACCUACAACCACAACUGCAGCACCUACAACCACAACUGCAGCACCUACAACCACUACUGCAGCACCUACAACCACCACAACUGCAGCACCAAAAACCACAACUGCAGCACCUACAACCACAACUGCAGCACCUACAACCACAACUGCAGCACCUACAACCACAACAGCAGCACCUACAACCGCAACUGCAGCACCUACAACCACUACUGCAGCACCUACAACCACUACUGCAGCACCUACAACCACAACUGCAGCACCAACAACCACAAUUGAAGCACCUAAAACCACUACUGCAGCACCUACAACCACAACUGAAGCACCAACAACCACAACUGCAGCACCAACAACCACAAUUGAAGCACCUACAACCACUACUGCAGCACCUACAACCACAACUGCAGCACCUACAACCACAACUGCAGCACCUACAACCACAACUGCAGCACCUACAACCACAACUGCAGCACCUACAACCACAACUGCAGCACCAACAACCACAACUGCAGCACCAACAACCACAAUUGAAGCACCUACAACCACUACUGCAGCACCUACAACCACAACUGCAGCACAAACAACCACAACUGCAGCACCUACAACCACAACUGCAGCACCUACAACCACAACUGCAGCACCUACAACCACAACUGCAGCACCUACAACCACUACUGCAGCACCUACAACCACAACUGCAGCACCAACA